Molecule: messenger RNA, 6726 nt
Organism: Xyrichtys novacula (pearly razorfish)
Lineage: Eukaryota; Metazoa; Chordata; Actinopteri; Labriformes; Labridae
Source: the annotation of a GenBank genome assembly
UAUGUAUCUGACAACAAAGUGGUAUUUCAGGCUAAGAAAGUAUGUGUUAGUGUAAUUCGUUUUCCUUUUCGUAUCGACUUUUUUUUUAAAGAUAAAAAGGAGAGCAAGCUAUUUUCCUCCUAUUUAAUUUUUUCCCCCCGUUGAAAGGCGUUUGAGUGGGGGGCAUUUUGCACAAAUUAAACAUGCUACUCUGCUUCGCCCUAUAAGCAUCCUAGGAGUCUGUGCUUACCAAUCAAUUGGUACAGUCAAACAGAGCCGCAGCCUGCGCGAGAGUGGAGACCUUCAGUCUCUCUUUAUUUCUGGAUAUUGGGGGACCUCUCUACCAUGUCAUAUCCACAAUUCGGAUAUCCAUAUUCGUCUGCUCCACAAGUAAGUUCAUGUCUUUUUCAUUUAAUAGCUUGUUUAAGUUUUGACACUGUUGCGAUUGAUUAUCUCAUCGAUUUGAGCGCGAUCCUUUUACGCGUUUUGGCCAACAAUCAGAGCUGUCACAGAGCUGUCGGCUAUCGGGGAAGUAUUUCAUUACAGACAGGGAUACCUGAGUUUUUUGCAGCGAUAUAUAGAAAGAAGGUAAGGAGAGGGUAACCCAAAGAGACAGCGAGACCCCCGACCUCCCAUUCACUGAUUUCUGCAAGAUAAUAGCCGCUCCGUAAUGUCAACCAUAUGUUUAUCUGCGACAGAACACGCACGCCAACUUGUUCUUCACGCGCUGUGUGUGUUUUUGCGUUGUAACCCAGCUGCUGUUUUGUUCUGGCUUUGAGCCAUAAAAAAUCAUUUGGGCAUUACUUUGGGUAUGACUCGGCGUAUGACAUGCGUUAUCUGUUUGUUUCAUUUGGAUCACAGCUCACAGACGGGUCGUUUUGGGCACGUUUUACGCGCAUAUCAUCACAAAGAUUUGAGACAUCAUUCAUCACCAAAUAUCAGCUUUUCAUCAUCAUCAUUUUUCUGUCGCUGUUUUAAUGCUUUUAAGGCGCAAAUUACUAAAUUGAGUGCGAAUGAAAAGCAGUCAGAUUAAAAGUAGAGGAGGUAAAAUUUGUCAAACUUUUGGCUUGAUUGUUUUUUUUUACUCAGACGAGCGAAACAAUUUUGGAAACAGGUAAAAUCAUCUUCAUUCUAUUGACAGGAUUUUCUUGUAUAAUUGAAAAAAAAAGUUUGUUGCCAACUUAGUGUUCAAAGUUAAGGGCUUGCAUUAGAUCUUAAAUCUAUCAGAAUUUUAAAAAUAGAGAGCAUGUCAAUGGUUUUCUGAAAGACAAACUCCCUCUCGGUCUUCUCCCAGUUCCUGAUGACAACCAACUCUCUGACCACUUGCUGCGAGUCCACCGGCAGAUCCAUAGCCGACUCCGGGGUAGCAGCGUCCGGACAGACUCCAGUCUACUGUCCCGUGUACGAGAGCCGGCUGCUGGCCACGGCGAGGCACGAGCUCAGCUCAGCUGCCGCACUGGGCGUGUACGGGAGCCCCUACACCGGCGGUCAAGGCUAUGGGAAUUACGUUACAUACGGCACGGACGCCUCGGCUUUCUACUCGCUGGUAAGCCCUUCAUCUGAUCCCUCUUGGCAUUGAUUAAUGGAGCCGCAGGGUGCUGAGAGGCGAGCCAGGCACACCUCUUCCUUUUCCUACACCUUACAUCGCUGUACCUGCUUUCACUGCUCAUGUUUUUGUACCAGUAUCAUCUUGCAGCUCAACUUUUCUUAGGAAAUUACACAAGAAGGUUUGAGACAAGAAUUUGUCUCUACGUUUAUUGUCAGAGUUUGCCCCAAGGAUGAAUAUUUGAAAGCAACGAUUCACUGUUUGAAAGGAGUCUGCAUUUGGGGACUCAGAAUUUUAUAAAACUGUCAUUUUGUGUUUUUAAAAAAAUAUAUCUCACAUAUUUUCAUUAGUAACUCCAAAAAUGUCUAGGCCAAAAAAGACCAGGAAUAGAGCCUAUUCAAGGAGAUUAACUGUUUAAACAAUGAUGCUUUCAUUUCUUUUCUUUUCUUCUUUCUUGGCUACAUGGUGUUGUGAAGGAUUUGGACUUUGAAUUUUAUGAUUUUCCACUAAAUAAUCUAAUCUGCUGUUAUUUGUUGUAAUGAGCCCAAAACUGUCAGAUAGAUUUCUCUACAAAGAUCCUUUCAGUGGGGAAAAAACAAACAAACAAACAAAAAAAAAACUUCUGACUCAUCUGUGUCCUUUUGUUUCCUUGAGUUUAUUUUUGUGAAAUCUCAUUUAGUCUACAUUUAAAGUUUAUAAAUAUAAAUGUAAAGACUGCUGUAUGAAACUGACAGUGGCAUUCAUUCAACAGAAAAUCAAUGUAAUAGGAAUAAGAAUAAGAAGAACUUUAUUGAUCCCUGAAGGGAAAUUAAAUUGUCUGUACAUUUUUAAAUUUGCAAGACGUUUCAGUGUUUCAAUCUCAGAUUAACUUCUAAAAAAACUGCUCAAACUUUCACAGGAAUACAUCUCAAACUGAUACACAUAAACAGGCAAACAGGUUUUCUCUUUAAUCACUCAGUGGAUGUUUGUCUGUUUCUUAAAUUGCAGGGUACAUUUGAUACUAAAGAUGCCACAGCUUCUGCACAUGCGGGAAUAACGCAGGCGACAGCCUACUAUCCUUAUGAUCCCACCUUAGGACAGUACCAAUAUGACAGGUAAGUUAUCGCGAUAAUGAAGUGACUUAUGUUGAUGUUUUUGAGCGUAAACCGCAGCCAUAUUAGAGGGACAUUUUUUUGUUCCAUUGGCUAGAAAAGUUCCUGCAAAGUUAAACUCUACUGUCCCAUAAGUUUGCAUGUAUAUGUUGGCUGUUCAAGAGCGGCUAAAACUGGAUGAUAUCCAAAUUUGAGCGACCAGUAACACUCAGAUUCAGCACAUUAUGCAGAAGAUUAGUUUGAGUUUUAUUGGCGUUAGAUCAAUCAUCGCUGAGAGGCCAUUCUCAUCACACCUCACAGCAGCAGGUGAUCACCUUCAUCUCCUGACACAUUUCUCUCCUGAUGAGCUCAUGUUUGGCUCAGCAGACACAUGCCCCCUUUCAGAGAGACAUGAGGCCUUUUCAGUGCUGUGAAGAGUUCGCCUGCCAUAUCGAAAGGUCUUCCCAAUAAUGAGAUGACACCCUAAUGAAGUGUAUGAUGUGGUGAAAACGUAGGCCCUGAAUGACAACUAUACCUGAUAGUUUACUGCAGUCAGAGCUCUCUUUGCACAGACAGCAGCUUUAGAAGUGAAUGCAGUCUUUUAAUGUUAACUCUGAACUGAGCAGCAAUGUGUCAAAUUGAUUACCUUUACAGCACAAUGAGAGUUCAUGUAACCUAAACGCAAAAGCCAGAUUCUUUUUCCAAUCACUCUUAAUUCAGUGAAAAGUGCAGAAGGAGUCAGCAUAAUAAGUGCAAAUACAGCAAAAGGCCUCAGUCCAAGGCAAAACCAGAUGAGGAGAACAAGCAGGCCUAUUCUGCUUCUGCUCUUCUCUUACCUGAGGGCUCAUCAUUACACCCAAUAAAGCAAUUUUACAGUCUGUUUUAUCUGUGAGGGUAUGGAGAGGUGCAGUGCUCGUCUGCUUUUGAUUCCCUUAGCAGUGCUUGACCUGCGCUAAGCUAUACGGAGCAAUAAAGGCCUCAUAAAAGCCUCCCCUGAGAGGACUUUUACAGCUCACUGCUGACUGAAGAUCAACACUCUGCAUUUUAAAUGGAGCUCUACAGCUGAUAUUUAUGGGAGAGGAGAUGGUAGGGAGGCAGAUGUAGGCUGCGUUUUGAAUGACUUAAAUAGGCGAUACAUUGAUAUUGUAAAAUGUAUGAGCAUGUUGUCAUAAUACAGUUAGUAUUAUAGUUAGUAUAUUAGUUAGUAUAUUUCAGUAGGACACUGGUAGCAGAUUUAUUUUGGAUACCAGUGGCAGGCCCUGGAAAAGGGUCUGUGGGAACUUUUGUGAAAACAGUCGCUUCUGCCUUUAUCUCAUGCUGUGGAAAACAGGGUUUUUGCAUGUCUCAUGUUUUUACAAAAAUCACUUUUUAUUAUUUUCUAUCAAAAAUAAUCAUAAAGUUUCCAAAAGGAUUAACAAUGCAUACUGAAGGGGAGGUAAAAAAGCCUUCCCUGCUUCUUUAACUGGCACUUUAGAAAUGCUUACUUCUUAUUUUGAAUGUUUUACUCCUUUGCAAAAGGCAGAGUGUUAAAAUCACUCUCUUAAAGCACAUUUUGCAAACAUGUAAAAGGACUUUAUGCGACUGACUGCUCUGUCAUGGUCUCCAGGACUGAGCAGUCUGUGGCAGCGUAUUCAAUAUUGUAAUGAAACAAGCCUCACAUACAGUGUUUUUACACGCUCAUCACCAUCAUGUUUGUCAUCUCAAUAACAGAUACGGUUCCAUGGAUGGCGGUACAAGGCGGAAAAAUGCUACGCGUGAGACAACCAGCACGCUGAAGGCCUGGCUGCAAGAGCACAGGAAGAACCCGUACCCGACCAAAGGAGAGAAGAUCAUGCUGGCCAUCAUCACCAAGAUGACCCUGACGCAGGUGUCCACCUGGUUCGCCAAUGCCAGGAGGAGGCUCAAGAAGGAGAACAAGAUGACCUGGCCUCCUAGGAACAAGGGCUCAGAGGAGAAGAGAUACGACGAGGAUGAGGAUGGGUCUCAGGAGGAGCAGAUAAAGAGCGAAAACAAUGAGGAUGGUUAGUAAAAUGUCUUGUCGCUGUGUACAAAUUCAGAAACACUUUCCCGUAUGCUGGGUUUUUGAUCAUUUUUGGUGAUUCAGAAAGUUUUCAGAAGCAUUUUCAGAAAGUUUAUAGACUUUUUGUUAAAUAAAGUUUAGUCUUUCUUAUGUUUUAUUUUUGGACGUAUAGUUUUCAGUACAGAUUGUACUAUUUGUAUAUCAGUUUGAGCAACAUUACAGAUUUUUUCCUUGAACUUAACAGCUGUUCACCAAAGGGAUCCGCACAAAUAAAAAAAGCUCAACAGCAACUAAGAGGAAAAUUAAAAUCAUCAAAUUUUGGUGUAAAGUCUGCUUCAACUGUCAGUCUUGAAAGAUCAAAUGUACUUCUACCUGAUGUAUCAUAACUAGAAAAGUAAGACUGUUAACACUCUGUCAUUUAUUCUUUCUCUUAGUCUAAAAUUUUCUGUAUCAUGAGAGAUUAGCUUGUUUGAUCAAAUCAAGCUCUCCAAUGUCAUGUUAACCUUAACUCUUAUUUCAUGAACUUUCAACAAAGUACUUUAAAUGUUAUCAAUGUAAUAUAUUUGUUACAAUAAAGGGAUGGGAGUCAGGGUUUACACUUUCUUGCAUCAGUUACACACAGGCAUGCUGAAGAAAUGUAAACAUUCAAAAGAACUUUGAAAUACACAAUUUCAGAAGGCCUCAGUCAGUUCUUCUGGGGGUUAAGUUGAGGGUUAAACCCCCUACAUUUAUUUGGGGUUGCUUUUCAGAUGAGGCUGUUUUUCCCCACAUCGUUUUGAGCUUAGACUGACUCAAGAGCUGUCUCACAUUGAGGUGGAUCAAACCCCUUUAAUUACGAGUGGAUUUUUCCCAAUCAUGAUGGAUCUAUUUAUUCGCGAAGUCACGCUGUGAUCGAUGUUUUAAAUUCCUGUCUAUGCCUGUUAACUUUUACUCUACAAGUUCAAUCAACUCUCAUCUUAGAGUGACUGUUCAGGAAGUUUUAAUCAGAUCUGAUACCAAACAUCUCAUGACACCACCUCUCUGCUCUCGUCUUCCUCCAGAGACCAGGAGUCGGCCCGAUAAGGACCUCCAGCUGAGCGACCUGGAUGACUUCGACACGCUGGAGUCUGAGAGCUCAGAGUGUGAGCUUAAGCACCGCUACCACAUGAACACGCACAUGUCCACGACGAGCGACUGCUCCGGAGACCACCUCAUCAAGGACACGUCUCUGAAAAUCUCCAUCCCGGUUUCCCUGGGAGGGGAGCAGGACUUGAGCAAAAGUUGCCUGAAAACGAGCCCGGAAGAUUUCCAGGCGGAGAGCAGACAGCAGGUGAAGGCUUGCUACAACCAGCAGCAGCAGCAGCAGCAACCAGGGCACCAGAUUUUGGACGGCAAACCGCGCAUCUGGUCUUUGGCCCAAACCGCAACCUCUCUGAACCAGACUGAGUAUCCAUCCUGUAUGCUGAGGUGCCAGCCCCCGCCACCCUCCUCCCUCACCCCUUCCCCCGCCGCUACCUCACCCGUGACCGGCUUGGACAACAGGCAGGACUCGCCGGUCACGACCCUGAGAAACUGGGUGGACGGGGUUUUCCAUGACCCUCUUUUCAGGCACAGCACUUUGAGCCAGUCUCUGACCAACACCACCGUCUCUUGGACCACAAACACCAAAGGCUCUGCCAUGCUGGAGGCGGAGAGGAGCGCGGCGGUCUUGCAGCAGCACCAGGACUCCUCCAAAGACAGUUUCCCCAAAAAUAUCAACAAACUUUUUUGCUCCUAACAAAACCAAAACGACCCUGAGACUGAGACUUUGUGACUGAUGGGGAAGCCGGUUGGCUCUCAAUGACCCCUUCAUUAUGUUUUAUUCGUUUCUAAAAUUAAUGGUAGCUAUUACAUUGGCGGUACACAUGUGAAAUACCCAGACCAGUUUUGGCUUAUUUGAUUUUUACGCACGCACAAAAAGUAUCGAAAUGUAACUGAAAGUUUACAUUUUGGAAAAAAUAGGCCGAAGGUUUACAUGAUUUUCCUUUCCUUCCUUUCUUUCUAUGCGCAUGCAAAUGUAAAUGAAUAUUAUUUAGCUCUCAGCAGUGGAGUAUCACUAUUAAAAGAAGAAAAGAAGUCUCACUAAAUGCACA